AUGGCGACCUCAACAAGUCGACGGACAGAAAACGCUCACACGUGUUCGACACGUACAAGUACAGUACCGUUGGUACAGUACAGUGCUACGCCCUUUUGCUGUCAUCGCACGCCAACCUCCCCGCCCUCCCCGCAACGGCCGUGCACGGCGUGCAAACGCACGUCCAUGGCGUUGACAAAGGGACAAACCGUCGCCCUGCUUUUCACCAUCAGUCUCUUCAACUACAUUGACAGAUGGAGCGUCGCGGGCAUCCUCAACGACCUUCAAGCACCACUGAAGAAGGGAGGCUUCGGCCUCACCGAUACCCAGGGUGGCCUUGUCACUAGCGUCUUCAUUGUCACCUACAUGAUUCUGUCCCCGGUCUUUGGCUACUUUGGCGAUCGCGUCCCCCGUAUUCCCUUGCUCUUCUGCGGAAUUCUGGGCUGGAGCGUCGCCGGCCUUUUCGCCUCCUUUGCAGAGUUUUACUGGCAGUUUCUCGUCUUUCGCGCCCUGGUCGGCGUCGGAGAGGCUUCGUAUGCCGUAUUGGCCCCCACUAUCAUCGCAGACCUCUACUCUGGCACAGAGCGAACCCGCGUACUGGGCCUGUACAGCGCUUCCGUCCCCCUCGGCUCGGCCAUGGGGUACAUCUAUGCCGGUGAAGUCGCUCGAGUACUAGAAUGGCGCUGGGCAUUCCGUUUCACCCCUUUCAUCGGCGUUCUUCUAGCCUGCAUCCUUCUCUUCCUCGUCACCGAGCCAGCUCGUGGCGACGCCGACGGCGUCGCUCUAGCCCCCUCGGGCUCCGACAGCAAGAUUCUCGAGCGCGAGACGGGCAUCUCGGGCUUUUUCGACGACGCCGUCGAAAUCUGGCGCGUUAAGUCCUUCUUCUGGAGCACCUUUGGCGCCGUUGGUAUGACUUUCACUGCCGGUGCCCUGGCUCAAUGGUCCACCGCCCUUCUGCAGCGCGUCAACUGCGACCCGGGUGACGAGUUCUGCGAGGCCACCAUCACCCGCACCUUUGGCCUGGUCAGUAUUGUCGGCGGCGUUGCAGGAUGCUUACUCGGCCCGUUUCUGGCAAGAAUCUACGCGAGAAAGGACCCGUCCGGCGACGCUAUGGUGUCGGGCAUUUGCUUGCUCAUUGCUACCCCAUUUGUAUUCUUGGCUAUCUAUUUUUCACCUAACAAGUAUUCGCUAACUUGGCUAUUCAUACUUCUUGCCGAGACCUUGGUCAGCGUCACAUGGCCCCUGCUCACCGCAAUACAGCUUAGUGUCGUUCCGCCAUCUCAGCGAAACACAGCAAACGGCAUUGCGCUCACAGUAUCGCAUGUCUUUGGGGACUCAGUCAGCCCCAUCGCUGUCGGCGUGUUCGCGGACAAGCUCCACGCCAACGGAGAGGGCUUGUCACGAGCAGUCUCUUUGCAACAGUCGCUCUACAUGUGCGUUACGGCGAGCUUCGUCGGAGGUUUCUUCUUCAUUUUGUGCUCUCGCACGCUCCAGAAGGAUCGAGAAGCGGCGCUCGCACAUGUCGACAACGGGUAUCGAGAAGUCGAGGCUCUUGAAGAGCCUUCUCGCGUACAUCUUGUAGCUGCUGAAAUUGAAACAGUGCAGGCAAGUCAGGCUUCGCCUUUUUUAUGCCGAUGGUAA
Messenger RNA from Chondrus crispus (carragheen), 1620 nucleotides. RefSeq lists its product as hypothetical. The record is from RefSeq and is a predicted model, not a curated record. The transcript has 3 exons. Gene Ontology annotation, biological process: transmembrane transport. NCBI's taxonomy places the organism in Eukaryota, Rhodophyta, Florideophyceae, Gigartinales, Gigartinaceae. Gene Ontology annotation, cellular component: membrane. The coding region runs from base 1 to 1620 and encodes 539 amino acids. Gene Ontology annotation, molecular function: transmembrane transporter activity.